Molecule: messenger RNA, 4014 nt
Organism: Heterostelium album PN500
Lineage: Eukaryota; Evosea; Eumycetozoa; Acytosteliales; Acytosteliaceae
Product: P-type ATPase
Exons: 3
Coding region: 1-4014 (1337 amino acids)
Biological process (GO): phospholipid translocation
Cellular component (GO): plasma membrane
Molecular function (GO): ATP hydrolysis activity; ATP binding; magnesium ion binding
Source: RefSeq, a predicted model, not a curated record
AUGGAAAGUCCGUCAGCAGAUAAGCGAGAGGGUAACAUUCCCUUUGAAGACCCAACAUUAAAUACGAGUAGUAAUAGUAAUAGUAGUCGUAUUAGUAGUGACAGCAGCACCAGUAGUAGUUACGGAGCUACAACAACAACUACAACAACAACCAAUUACAAUAGCAGCAGCAUUCAGAGUCAAAGUAACUUACUGCAACAACAAUAUAAUCCAAAUUUGAAUCAUUCUGUACAAUCAAAUAACUCUGACCAGUUUAAUAAAGGUUGGAUUUUAGAUUCGCCAGAGGGACAUACAAGUCCAACAAUGGAUAAAGAUACAAUUCCACUUCCCUCAGCGGACGUUGUGGGUGGUUCGUCGUCUAGCAUGGGUGGCAGUCAACAUGGUAGUUCGGGAACACUCGGCAGAAAUUCAUCGGUGUCGAUCUCCGGAGGCUCACCGCCAGGCGGUCGUCAGGGUAUGCCCAAGAAGUCGUCGUCACUGCGUCCAUCGAAGCCAAAGAAAUCGGCCAAGCCACUAAAGAAACACAAGAAGAAGAAGUACGUUGGAGAAGCUAGAAAUAUAUAUAUCAACGAUGCGGCUCGAAACGUCACCUCCAAGUUUACAGAUAACAAGAUUAAAACAACGAAAUACUCGAUUAUAUCAUUCAUUCCAAAGAAUCUCUACGAACAAUUCAGAAGAGCAGCAAACUUUUAUUUCCUCAUCAUCGCCAUCGUACAGGUCAUUCCAUUCGGUCUUUCACCAAUCAAUCCAUAUACAACUAUUGCACCCUUAAUCUUUGUACUUGCAGUUACAGCAGUUAAAGAAGGUGUAGAAGAUAUGAAACGUAGACAAUCAGAUAAUAAAAUUAAUAAUUUACCAGCAAAGGUAUUAAAAGGACAGGCAUUUGGAGAGGAAGCAUGGAGAAAAGUUUCGGUUGGAGAUAUAGUUAAAGUGAAUAAGGGUGAAAGAUUCCCAGCGGAUAUGGUUCUGUUGAAUUCAUCGGAGCAACAUGGUAUUUGUUAUAUUGAAACAUCGAAUCUCGACGGUGAGACCAAUCUGAAGCAGCGUCAAGCACUUCCACAAACCUAUGAAUUUCUCAGAAACGAAGAGGAUCUGUCAAUGUUUAAGGGUUUCGUAGAGUGUGAACAUCCAAACAAUGUUAUCUAUACAUUCCGUGGUUCAAUUGCACUUGGUAACAGUCCAACCGAUAUUAAAUACCCAUUGACCAACCAACAAACACUUCUCAGAGGUUGUGUACUUAGAAAUACCGAUUGGAUCUACGGUGUCGUUGUCUACUCUGGCGAGGAUACAAAGAUCAUGCAAAACUCUACAGAUGCACCAUCGAAGCGUUCCACACUCGAGAAACUAGUGAAUCGUGCUCUCAUCAACUUGUUCUCCAUUAUGUUUAUUGUUUGUGUCAUCUCGACGGUGGUCAGUGUCGUACAGACCAGUAACAACAAAGACACUUGGUAUUUAGCAUUCGAUUCUAGCUCUGUUCGUGACUCUGCAAAGAACUUCCUCUCGUUUAUGAUUACGUUUGCCGUUAUGAUUCCCAUUUCACUGUAUGUCUCGUUGGAGUUGGUAAAAGUAGCACAGGCAGUCUAUAUUUCAUGGGAUUUAGAUAUGUACCAUCCGGAAUCAGACACACCAGCUCGUUCACGUACCUCCAAUCUCAGUGAGGAACUCGGUCAGAUCGAGUACAUCUUCUCCGAUAAGACCGGUACUCUAACAAGAAAUCAGAUGGACUUUAUCAGAUGUUCAGUCGGUAAGAUGGUCUACGGUAGUGCUAUCGAUCCAUCAAAGGAUCGUGUCGAGUUCCAAAAGAUCAGUCAAUCCGCCAACGAAGGUAUUCCAGGUGCCGAUCCCAACUUUGGUUUCAGAGAUCGUCGUAUUCUAGAUCAUCUCGACGAAGCCAGUGAACAGUCAGAGAUUAUCAAUCAAUUCCUUACACUGUUGGCCGUCUGUCACACAGUUAUUGCCGAUCGUCCCAACAAGGAUGACUCUGUCAUCGAGUACGAAGCAUCAUCGCCCGACGAAGCUGCAUUGGUUACGGCCGCCAAGAACAUAGGUUACGCAUUCUACAGUCGUGAACCAACAGUUAUCACAAUCAACGCUCGUGGAAAGCUGGAACGUUUCGAAUUCCUAAAUAUCCUAGAGUUCAACAGUGAUCGUAAGCGUAUGUCAAUUAUUGUUCGUGAUCCACAAGGUCGUAUUAUCAUCUAUACAAAGGGUGCCGAUUCAACCGUUCUACCAUUGUUGAGAAAGGACCAAGAUGAACUUCAUGCAAUCACUUUGGAAUUCCUACAAGACUUUGCAGCGGAUGGUCUUCGUACACUCUGCCUGGCAUAUGCCGUUAUACCAGAAGAGGAAUACCAUGCUUGGAACGAACAAUACAAAGAGGCAGCGGUCUCAAUUCAAGAUCACGAUGAAAAGAUGGAUCGUGUUGCCGAGUUGAUAGAGAGAAAUCUAACACUUCUCGGUUCAACUGCUAUCGAAGACAAGCUUCAAGUUGGUGUUCCACAAGCCAUUGCCAGUCUUGCCAAAGCCAACAUCAAGAUUUGGGUACUCACCGGUGACAAACAAGAAACAGCGAUCAACAUUGGUUUCUCAUGUCAAUUACUAACAUCCGAUAUGAAGAUUAUCAUUCUCAAUGGUAAGACACAAGAGGAUGUACACGAGCAGAUUCGUGGUGCAAUGGAUGCCUACUUCUCUGAUAACAUUCAAGACUUCCCUCACAAUGGUUUCGCGCUGGUCGUCGAAGGUAGUUGUCUUAACUACGCGCUCGAAGGUGUUCUCAGAGAUCCGUUCCUCACUCUUGCCAGUAACUGUAAGGCAGUUAUUUGUUGUCGUACCACUCCACUCCAAAAGGCACAGGUUGUAAAGUUGGUUCGUGACACAUUGCGUGCAGUCACACUUGCCAUUGGUGACGGUGCCAACGACGUCAGUAUGAUCCAAGCUGCACACAUCGGUGUCGGUAUCUCUGGUAACGAAGGUAUGCAAGCUGUGAUGGCAUCGGAUUACUCGAUUGCGCAAUUCCGUUUCCUCUACAAACUGGUUGUCGUACAUGGUCGUUGGAACUACAAGCGUAACAGUCGUCUGAUGCUCUACUGUUUCUACAAGAACAUGGUGUUCGCCAUGACACAGUUCUGGUUUGGUAUAUUCAAUCUUUACUCGGUGCAAACUCUAUUCGAUUCACUGUCUAUCGCUGUUUUCAACGUUAUCUUUACUGGUCUUCCAAUUAUUAUAUAUGCAAUCUUUGAUCAGGAUGUCGGUGCCGCCAGCUCCAUGAAAUAUCCACAGCUCUACAAAUCCGGUCAGAAAGAUUCAGAGUUCAAUCUAAAGAUUCUCUGGAUGUGGUUAUGUGAGGCAUUGGUUCACUCUGUAGUUAUUUUCUUCUCGGUUUACGCUAUAUUUGCCAAGGGUGCUGUUCUAUUCUCAAAUGGUCAGACUCUGGACUUCUGGUGCAUGGGUCAAUUCGUUUUCAUUCUCGUCGUAAUCACUGUCAACUUGAAGCUGGCACUUGAAACCCGCUACUGGACAUGGCUCACACAUUUCUCUAUUUGGGGAAGUAUUCUUAUUUGGUUCCUGUGGCAAGCGAUUCUCGCAAGCAUCAGAGCUGCCGGUUCUCCAGCGUCUGGUGAAGUCUAUCAGAUCGCCUACCAUACAUUUGCAACUGCCGACUUUUGGUUGUGUCUCCUCUGCAUACCUGUUAUCUGUCUACUGUUGGACAGUUUGUACAAAAUCCUACAAAGAGAUAUCAGACCCUAUCCAUUCCAAAUCGUACAAGAGAUUGAGAAGUUCCGUGGCAAACCAGAUCCAAUGGUGUUUGUCGAGAAGGGUCUCGGUCCAAACCCACAAGGUGCAAUCGAAGAAUUCAAAGUUACCGAUCUCAGCUCUAGUGGUAAGAAGAAGAAAUCAAGAAUUCCUUUCUUCACAUGGAUCAAAUCGAAUAAAGUAUCAAAGAAGAAUACUGGAUAUGCAUUCUCUCAUCCUGGUGAGAACUUAGGAAGUGAUGGAAACGCUCAACACUUGUAG